CAGACAUGACCAGGAAGUGAUUUAUCGUCGAACAAUCUAAAAAUUAAUGCGUUCAAAUGUAAAAGUUUAUGGCGACAGUACAACGGAACGAUUCAUACGGUGCAAGUCAUAUUCGUUUAAAACGAUUUUGACAAACAUUUCAAACGAAGAGUGAAAUGUUCAACUUUGACCCCUGACGAAUUGAAUGAGUUUUCUCCAAAAUGGCAGCAUCAAUACUUUCUGCGGUGUCCGCAACCUCAUUGGGUCAAAAACGCAGGGCAUCUUUGAAGAAGAAAGAAAGAAGAAAACGAAAACGCCAAGCCCUCGCCAAAGCCCAAAUCAGAGAAUCUGGUGAAAAUGGAGAUGAUUCUCCACCAGAACAUGAUGAUGAUGAUGAAAGGAAGGCUGAGGAAGAAAGACGGCGCCUAGACCAGGAGUGGCUGGAGAGGGAGAGGCUGGCCCAGCAGGAAUUCAGACUCCGGUGGGAGAGGGAAGACGCUGCAAGGAAGAGACAGGAGGAAGAGGAGGCGAGGAUAAAGCAGGAAUGGGAGGCCCAGCAGAGGAGAGAGGAAGAGGAGAAGGAGCAGAAGAAACAGGAGAAGAGAGACAGAGAGGAAGCUGUACAGAAAAUGUUGGACCAGGCUGAGAGUCAGCUGGAGAAUGGGGGUCCCUGGAGAAACCCCGAGGCUCCAGAUUUUGGUACGGAGCAAGAUCGGGCUAACUGUCCCUUCUUCCUCAAAACUGGAGCCUGCCGCUUCGGCGACAGGUGCUCUCGUAAGCAUGUCCACCCCCCGUCCAGCCCUACUCUGAUGAUCCGGGGGAUGUUUGCGACUUUCGGGAUGGACCAGAGGUCACGGGACGACUACGAUACAGACGCCUGUCUGGAGCACAGCGAGGAGGAGGUACAACAGCAGUUUGUGGAUUUCUACGAGGAUGUACUUCCUGAGUUCAGGACUGCUGGCAAGGUGGUGCAGUUUAAGGUCAGCUGCAACUUUGAGCCACAUUUGAGAGGAAAUGUUUAUGUCCAGUUUGACACAGAGGAGCAGUGCAAAGAGGCCUUCAUGAUGUUCAAUGGAAGAUGGUACGCUGGUAAACAGCUCCAGUGUGAGUUCUCUCCUGUCACCAGAUGGAAGACUGCUAUAUGUGGUUUGUUCGACCGACAGAAGUGUCCGAAAGGAAAGCACUGCAACUUCCUGCACGUGUACCGUAACCCUGGAAAUGAGUUCUGGGAGGCGGACAGGGACCUGCACAUGUCCCCCGACCGGGGAGGAGGAGGUACCGGGUCUUUCGCUGGGGGCUGGUUCUCUGAGAGAAGUAACCGCUCCUCGUGGACCGAGAGGUCACAGAGCCGACGGGGGGAGAGGAGCAGGAGGAGUAGAAGUAGGGAGAGCAGAAUAGCCCAAAGGAGAGAUAGUCUUCAGAGUGACAGGUCUUGGACCAGUCGUACCAGCACAAGACUCAGGUCGAGGAGUAGGGACAGAGAAAGGAGAGACAGGAGCAGAGAUAGGAGGGACAGAGGCAGGAGCAGGGACAGAGACCGGCGGGAUGGGAGCAGAGACCGAGAUGGGAGCAAGAGAGAGGGGUGGAGGGGUUCACCCACAGAGGCUAGUAGGGGGAGAUCCAGAUCAGCCAGCCCUGGAGAGUCCUCUAAGUGGAAGAGACAGGGGAGCAGGAGCCCUGGAGAGUCCUCUAAGAGGAAGAGACCAGGGAGCAGGAGCCCUGGAGAGGCCUCUAAGAGGAAGAGACAGGGGAGCAGGAGCCCUGGAGAGUCCUCUAAGAGGAGGAGACAGGGGAGCAGGAGCCCUGGAGAGUCCUCUAAGAGGAAGAGACAGGGGAGCAGGAGCCCUGGAGAGUCCUCUAAGAGGAAGAGACAGGGGAGCAGGAGCCCUGGAGAGGCCUCUAAGAGGAAGAGACAGGGGAGCAGGAGCCCUGGGAAAACAUCCCAAAAAGACAAGCAGCCAGCCAACGACAGCAGCGACACAGCUCCAUCACGCCACAAACACUCCAAAAAAAGCAAAAAGAAGAAGAGCAAGAGGAGGAAACCCAAGAGGGACAAAAAGAGCCAGUCGGCUGGGGGUCAGAGUUCAUCUGCAGAGUCAGGGAAGGAGUCUUGGGAUGAGGAGAAACCCUCUCCAAACCUUGUAGACAGCAGUACACGGACUCCUCAUGAGGUAGACAACACUACCCAGGAGGCUGUGGAUGUAGACAACACUACCCAGGAGACUGUGGAUAUAGACAACACUACCCAGGAGACUGCUAGGGUAAAUGCCAUACUUAGUCUCAUGUUGUCUGAGUCUCUUGAUAAUGCCAAUGCAGUCACUUCAGACAUACAGACCCAGGUCAAGGAGGAGGCUGAGGAUCCCUGUCCACCUAUUGUCCCCUCUCCUAGCCCUGGGGAUGUGGACAUCGCUCAGACUCCUGGGGCCACUGACAACAGUACUCCUGAGGCAAACACACUCUCCCCAGACCUCCAUAGUAUCUUCGUCAAGCAGGAGUAUCCCUCUCUACCCAGUGUGCCUGAAGAGGAAUGUGAACAGGAUGGACCUGAGAUGCUGCCUGAUUCCCCUGACGAUGAUGACCCAUAGCGGAAUGAAAUGUGUUCUGUAUGGACUUCACCAUGACUGCUAUGACCCAUAGCGGAAUGAAAUGUGUUCUGUAUGGACUUCACCAUGACUGCUAUGGGCAUUUUGAAGUGUACACUGUUUAUGCAUUGACUGUUUGUGAUCUUCACCAAUGCACUGCUCAACCUAGCUUUCACAAAUGUUAGUUUGUUCCAAAUGUAAGAUGUGACAAUUUAAAUGUUUU
Oncorhynchus nerka (sockeye salmon) is the source of this 2784-nucleotide messenger RNA. RefSeq names its product zinc finger (CCCH type), RNA-binding motif and serine/arginine rich 2 (gene zrsr2). Bases 201 to 2564 code for a protein of 787 amino acids. Gene Ontology annotation, biological process: mRNA splicing, via spliceosome. The transcript is spliced from 11 exons. The record is from RefSeq and is a predicted model, not a curated record. Gene Ontology annotation, cellular component: spliceosomal complex; U2AF complex. NCBI's taxonomy places the organism in Eukaryota, Metazoa, Chordata, Actinopteri, Salmoniformes, Salmonidae. Gene Ontology annotation, molecular function: pre-mRNA 3'-splice site binding; metal ion binding.